AUGCUCGGCCCCAUCGCGCGCGCGUUCCUCCCCCUUCUCGCCGCGGUCACCGCGUUCGGUGACUACGCCUCCGCGCGCAUGCUCACCCACGCGGAGAUCCAGGCGAAACAGGCCGCCGCAGCGUCCCGCAUCCGCGCGAGCAUGUCCGCCUCGAAGGGCUCAAAGAGCAGCGGAGUGAAGAACAUCACGUUCUCGAACCCCCGCGCCUCCGAGUUCUACGUCGACGGAACGACCAUCCCGGACGUCGACUGGGACAUCGGGCCCAGCUGGUCCGGCCUGCUCCCUAUCAGUGCCGAUCCCAACGAGACCCGCAAGCUCUUCUUCUGGUUCUUCCCCCCCGGCCCGGAGGGGAGCCUCGACGACCUCAUCUUCUGGACGAACGGUGGGCCCGGCUGCUCUUCCCUCGAGGGCCUCCUGCAGGAGAACGGGCCUUUCCAAUGGUCGUAUGGGCAGGCGCGCCCGACGCAGAACGAAUUCAGCUGGACGAACUUGUCGAGCAUGAUCUACCUCGAGCAGCCCGUCGGAACCGGAUUCUCGCAGGGCAAACCCAACGCAACAAACGAAAAUGACAUCGCAGCACAAAUUGUAGGCUUCUUGCAGCAAUUUUUGGACGUGUUCUCCGAGAUUCAGGGCAAGAAUUUCUACGUAUCUGGCGAGAGUUAUGCGGGGAUGUAUGUGCCCUACUUGGCCAACUUCAUCUACGAGAACCCCGGCGCACUCAACCUUUCGCUCAAUGGGUUCUUCAUCGCUGAUCCUGUGCUGGGGUGGGACGUCGUUCAAGAGCAGAUCCCAGCUGUCAACUUCGUCCACAAGUAUGAGAAUGUCUUCGCCUUCAACCAAUCCUUCAUGGCCGAGCUCGACGCUGUCGCAGAAAAAUGCAAUUACGCCAACUACAUGGCUGAGCAUGUCACGUACCCACCGAAGGGUCUGCUCCCCCUACCCGGGAAGAGCACCGAAAACGACCGGGGCUGCGAUGUCUGGGACAUGAUCUUCGACGCCGCGGUUGAUAUCAACCCCGCGUUCAACAUCUACCGCAUCUUCGACACCUGGCCGAUCUUGUGGGAUGUCUUGGGCUUCCCUGGGUCGUUCAUGCAAAGCCAGUCCCCCAUCUACUUCAACCGCAAAGAGGUCAAGGAGGCGAUCCACGCACCCGUGAACGUCACUUGGGGCGAGUGCUCCAACGUCCGCGUCUUCCCGCACGGAGACGCGUCUCUCCCGCCCGCGUUCACCGUGCUCCCGAACGCGAUCGAGAAGAGCAAGCGGGCGGUCAUCGUCCACGGGCUCGCGGACUUCAUCCUCAUCGCCGAGGGCACGGAGAUCGUCAUCCAGAACAUGACCUGGAACGGGAUGCAAGGCUUCCAGACCCCGAUCCAGAACGACAGCUUCGUCGUCGACGGGAUGGGCGCGCUCGGCCGGACGCACACCGAGCGCGGGCUGACGCUGUUCGAGGUCGCGCUGAGCGGACACAUGGUCCCGCAGUUCUCCCCCCGGGCCGCAUUCCAGAUCAUGUCCUUCCUCAUGGGCUUCAGGGAGACCCCGUAA
This is a messenger RNA of Epithele typhae, 1542 nucleotides long. Its product is annotated as alpha/beta-hydrolase. Lineage: Eukaryota; Fungi; Basidiomycota; Agaricomycetes; Polyporales; Epitheliaceae. The transcript has 14 exons. The record is from RefSeq and is a predicted model, not a curated record. Gene Ontology annotation, biological process: proteolysis. Gene Ontology annotation, molecular function: serine-type carboxypeptidase activity. Bases 1 to 1542 code for a protein of 513 amino acids.